Cricetulus griseus (Chinese hamster) is the source of this 1812-nucleotide messenger RNA. The record is from RefSeq and is a predicted model, not a curated record. Lineage: Eukaryota; Metazoa; Chordata; Mammalia; Rodentia; Cricetidae.
GUGUUCUCAUUCCGGAGGAGAAGCACGCCUGGAAACCCCUUCUGCUAAAAAAUUAACUGAUAUCGGAAUCAGGAGAAUCUUUUCCUCAGAACACGACAUUUUCCGGGAAAGUGUAAGGAAGUUUUUUCAGGAAGAAGUGGUUCCGUACCAUGCAGAAUGGGAGAAAGCUGGAGAAGUGAGUAGAGAAUUGUGGGAGAAAGCUGGCAAGCAAGGCCUGCUUGGCGUCAACAUCGCAGAGAAACAUGGCGGUAUUGGCGGAGACUUGUUCUCAACAGCAGUUACUUGGGAAGAGCAAGCAUACUCAAACUGCACAGGCCCUGGUUUCAGUCUUCAUUCGGAUAUUGUCAUGCCCUAUAUUGCACAUUAUGGCACAAAAGAACAGAUAGAGCACUUCAUCCCUCAGAUGACGGCAGGCAAGUGCAUCGGUGCCAUAGCAAUGACAGAGCCUGGUGCUGGAAGUGACUUACAAGGAGUCAGAACAAAUGCCAAAAGGUCUGGGAGUGAUUGGAUUCUCAACGGAAGCAAGGUGUUCAUCACUAAUGGCUGGUUAAGUGACCUUGUGAUCGUAGUUGCCGUCACCAAUCGUGAAGCUCGGUCGCCUGCCCAUGGUAUUAGCCUUUUCUUGGUGGAGAAUGGAAUGAAAGGGUUUAUCAAGGGCCGGAAGCUACACAAAAUGGGAAUGAAAGCUCAGGACACAGCAGAACUAUUCUUUGAAGAUGUACGAUUGCCAGCUAGUGCCCUACUUGGAGAAGAGAAUAAAGGCUUCUACUACCUCAUGCAAGAGCUCCCACAGGAAAGGCUGUUAAUUGCAGAUUUGGCAAUUUCUGCCUGUGAGUUCAUGUUUGAAGAAACCAGGAACUAUGUUAAGCAAAGGAAAGCUUUUGGGAAAACAGUUGCACACAUACAGACGGUGCAGCAUAAACUAGCAGAAUUAAAAACAAACAUAUGUGUAACGAGAGCUUUUGUGGACAGCUGUCUGCAGUUGCACGAAGAAAAACGUCUGGACUCUGGCUCAGCUUCCAUGGCAAAAUAUUGGGCAUCUGAAUUACAAAACAGUGUAGCUUACGACUGUGUACAACUCCAUGGAGGCUGGGGUUACAUGUGGGAGUACCCGAUUUCAAAAGCUUAUGUGGACGCUAGGGUUCAGCCAAUCUACGGUGGUACCAACGAAAUAAUGAGAGAGCUGAUCGCAAGACAGAUCGUCAGUGACAGCUAGACAUCUGCCUACGUCCUGCAAUCCUAUUACAUACAGCUAACCUGAAUUCAACUCUACUUGGGAUAAAAUGGAACCUGGAAAGGGGGAAUAGUAAAGCUGUUUUAUGUAUGCUUAUUACAGGGAAAGGAAAGAAAUAUAAUUACAAAGAUUAACACGGGAAAGAAAAAAAUUUGAACCCAAAGAGUCUAAAGUUAGGCUGUAAAAGGCUUAACUUUUUUUUUUUUUAUACAGUGAACAUGGAAGAUUUUCUAACUUGAGAGCCUUAAUGUCUCACUUGUCUUUCAAAUUCUGAAGAGCAUAAAUUUCUUUGAUCCUUAAAGUUGAGGCAGACAUAAUUUUAUAUCCUUAUUAACAUUAAAUAAUACUUGCAGACUUUGAAAAGGCAAAAUAAUUGUAACUCAUAGAAAGUCAGUCAUUUCAGGUCAUUUUUGCUCCAAAGUCUCUAGAACAUUGGUUCCCACCAUCUUACCAUCUACCCCUUGCUUUUUAAGCAAUGAAUAGAACCCUCUCUUCAGAAAAGAACAGACUGAACCAUAUACAGUACACAGAGAGGCAAUUAUGUAUCGAUUACAAAUAAAGUAAAACUUUAAAACAAA